AUGAGCUCUCCAGCGCAGGGUGGCCCUUCGGCCGCCCCCAAGGAGAAGAAAAGCGGCGUGAGCAGCCGUGUGUUGACUCGCAUGAAGACGAUCAUGAAGAAGGCCGAAAAGCGCAUGUCCAUUUCGGGCCCCAGCAAGCCCGGCCCGUCUGUCGCCAAGCCUGCAGCCGAGCCGGUUCCCGUUGUCGCCCUGGCCCCUGCCGCCGCGCGCGAUGCGGCACCGGCGGACAAAGGAAAGAAGCCGGCUGCUGAAUACCCCGACGCCAUCAAGGUCCCCCGCAUGCAACUGCACGAGGAGCGCGCCCGUCGCCUCGGCGAGCGUUUCGGCCUCGAGAUCAGGCCCAGCGAGUGGCACUCGACCGAGGGCGACGCCUUGCGUGUUAACAAGCCCAUCCGCAUGCGUGUGCACCGCACCUGCCACCAAUGCAACACCGACUUCGGCGCUGCCAAGGAAUGCACAAGCUGCAAGCACGUCCGCUGCAAGAAGUGCACGCGGUACCCGACCAAGCGCACCGACGCCGAGAAGCAGGCCGCCCGCGAGCGCCGUGCGGCUGUUCUGAAGGAGCAGAAGGAGAACGCGCCCAUCAUUGCCGACUGGGACACGACCCCCAAGCCGAUGCAGCUCACCAAGCCGUCGAAGACGGGCGGCCAAGACCUCGUCUACAAGAAGCCUCGCCAGCGCCUGCGCCGCAACUGCUGCCAAUGCACCGCGCUCUUUGUUUCGGGCAGCAAGACCUGCCCAGGGUGCAGUCACCUCCGUUGCACCGACUGCCCGAGAGACCCACCCAAAAAGGACAAGUACCCAUACGGCUACCCCGGCGACGAGUUCGGCACACGCUCCACCCCGCGCUUCCGCUGCCACCAGUGCAAGACACGAUACCCCGCCGACGCCGUCGAGGGGACGGAGUGCACCAAGUGCGCCCACCCCCGUUGUGCCGAUUGUCCUCGUCUGAAACCACAGCGUGUCGAACCCGAACCCGAUCCGGAGAUAUUGAAGGCCAUAGAAGCCCGACUGUCGAAACUGAAAGUGGGCUGA
This is a messenger RNA of Sporothrix brasiliensis 5110, 1035 nucleotides long. RefSeq lists its product as uncharacterized. The transcript is spliced from 2 exons. The coding region runs from base 1 to 1035 and encodes 344 amino acids. The record is from RefSeq and is a predicted model, not a curated record. NCBI's taxonomy places the organism in Eukaryota, Fungi, Ascomycota, Sordariomycetes, Ophiostomatales, Ophiostomataceae.